Molecule: messenger RNA, 1812 nt
Organism: Thermothielavioides terrestris NRRL 8126
Lineage: Eukaryota; Fungi; Ascomycota; Sordariomycetes; Sordariales; Chaetomiaceae
Exons: 3
Coding region: 307-1713 (468 amino acids)
Biological process (GO): tetrahydrofolate biosynthetic process
Cellular component (GO): mitochondrial envelope
Molecular function (GO): dihydropteroate synthase activity; 2-amino-4-hydroxy-6-hydroxymethyldihydropteridine diphosphokinase activity
Source: RefSeq, a predicted model, not a curated record
UGUCUGCUCAAGUGGGAUGUGGAGCCUCCAAGCGAUCACGGCUGGAUUCUCAGUGAGCUCGAGUGAGCUCAGCAUGCGGCGAUGAAGUGCUUCAGUCUCACCAUCGCGCGGCCAUUGAGACGCGCCCAGCCACUGCGGCCGCGCGUGCAGCAUGUGUGUCAUUGUGGCCGGCCCACACAUGUGACAAGAGCCGACAACAGGCUGUUUUCACUGUCGACGCGCCGGGUUUCCGACUCGCUCGCCUUCAAAAAAUACACACUGCCGCCGAACUACAAGCCCGGCGCGGGCAUCGAUCUCCCGGCCGGGAUGAGUGCUUCUGAAGCCGCUGGCGCUGCUCCGCGCAAGCGGACGGCGUACAUCGCCCUGGGCAGCAACAUUGGCGACCGCAUCGGCUGGAUCGAGAGGGCCUGCAACGAGAUGGACGCGCGGGGCAUCAGGGUGAAGCGGACGAGCAGUUUGUGGGAGACGGAGCCCAUGUACGUGCUAGACCAGGAUAGAUUUGUCAAUGGCGCCUGCGAGGUCGAGACGACCCUGGAGCCACUCGAGUUGCUGGAUGCGCUGCAGGACAUCGAAAAGGCGCUGGGCCGCGAGAAGCUCAUAGACAAGGGGCCACGCAACAUCGACCUCGACAUUCUGCUCUACGACAACAUCACGUUCGACCAUGAGCGUCUCAAGAUCCCUCACGUUGGCAUUCCCGAGCGGGAGUUUGUCCUGCGCCCCCUGGCCGAGCUCAUUCCCGACAAACCCAUCGACCCCUCACGCCCGUGGCGUCUCGUCGCCGACUACCUCGACGCCCUCCCGCCGUCCAAAACGCCGCUGACGACCAUGACGCCGCUCUCGGCGCACCACCCGCCCAUCCAAGCGCUGAACCCGUCCCGCAAAACCCACGUCAUGGCCAUCCUCAACAUGACGCCCGACUCCUUCUCCGACGGCGGCCAGAACGCCCCGCACGACACGGCCGCGCUCCACCAGACGAUCGCGGGCUUCCUCGACGCGGGCGCCACCAUGAUCGACAUCGGCGGCCAGUCGACCGCGCCGGGCGCGCCCGAGGUCUCGCUCGACGAGGAGCUCGCGCGCGUGCUGCCGGCCAUCCGGCUGAUCCGCACGGCCUUCGCCGCGCAGCCGGUGCUGAUCAGCGUCGACACGUACCGCGCGCGCGUGGCCGAGGCCGCCGUCGCCGCGGGCGCCGACCUCGUCAACGACGUCUCCGGCGGCGCCCUCGACCCGGCCAUGCUGCCCACCGUCGCCCGCCUGGGCACCACCGUCUGCCUGAUGCACAUGCGCGGCACCCCGGCCACCAUGGCCUCCCUGGCCGACUACCCGGCGAGCGAGGGCGGGCUGGUCGCCAGCAUCGCGCGCGAGCUGGCCGACCGCGUGCGCGCCGCCGAGGACGCCGGCGUCCGCCGCUGGCGCAUCGUGCUCGACCCCGGGCUAGGGUUCGCCAAGGUCGGCCGCCAGAACGUCGACGUGCUGCGCCACCUGGACGAGCUGCGGAGCUGGCCCGGCCUGCAGGGCCUGCCGUGGCUGGUGGGGUCCAGCAGGAAGAGCUUUAUCGGGAGGGUGACGGGGGUGCCGACGCCGAAGGAGAGGAUCUGGGGCACCGCGGCGACGGUGGCGGCCGCCGUGCAGGGCGGCGCCGACGUGGUGAGGGUGCACGACGUGCGCGAGAUGGCGCAGGUCGUCGCCAUGGCCGAUGCCAUCUGGAGGUAUUAGCGGCUGGCAGGCAUGGGGGGAUUCAACAUACGGUGCACUUGUACAUUCAACAAAGAAGAGGACAAGGGGGGAAAGGCGGUUUUCUGCGAGGCCGGAUUG